Messenger RNA from Arabidopsis lyrata subsp. lyrata, 1137 nucleotides. RefSeq lists its product as uncharacterized. The coding region runs from base 13 to 912 and encodes 299 amino acids. Lineage: Eukaryota; Viridiplantae; Streptophyta; Magnoliopsida; Brassicales; Brassicaceae. The transcript has 6 exons. The record is from RefSeq and is a predicted model, not a curated record.
UUCAUUAACAAAAUGAUUGGGAGGGGUAAAACUAAUUUUGAGAGGUUUCUCGAAUGUUCAUCUCCACGUGUCCCGAUUCAAUAUUAUACUCAGAGAGAGGGAUCGUCUUCUUCAUCAUCAUUAGCUUUAGGAGCUAUUGAAGAAGAAGAAGUGAGAAAGCCUCGCAUCGUCCUCGGAGAUAUUUGGUCUGCCUGUGCCGACUGGAGCGCUGAUGGUCUCCAAGUUCCUCUUUCGCUGGAAAACUUCGACUCCGACGUUAAACAUCACUAUCUUCCUUCACUCUCCGCCAUUCAGAUCUUCACCAUCAAACCCUUCUCUGAUGAUUCAAGGAGCUCUGCCAUUGAGAUAGAUGCUACAGAGACAGGCUCUGCUAAACCUGAGUCUGACAGCAACUUUAAGCCUCGGUUUUCCGAUGAUCACUUGGGGUACCUUUAUUUUCAAUAUGAUGAGAUAACAUUGCCAUUUAAGAGGACUACUCUAACUUUCAAGAUGGAGGAUUUAGCUGCGCAGCACACUGGACUGUCUAGUUUGACGAGUUCAGAUCUUUCUCCAUAUAGCUGGAUUUCGAUAGCUUGGUAUCCCAUUUAUCCAAUUCCAUCAGUGAGAAUGAACGGAAUAUCUGCCGCUUUCCUAACGUACCAUUUAUUGACGCCAAACUUUCCAGAAACAAUUGGUAAAGAUGAUAAGGGGAAUGAACAAGGAGGGUCAAGUACAGCAGAAGUUCUACUUCCUCCAUUCGGAGCAGUGACUUACAAGGCCUUUGGUGAUAUGUGGAUCAUGCCUGGGACAUCAGAUUAUCAGAAGAGAGAGAUGCAUGAAGAAUCUGCUUCCUCAUGGCUGCAAACACGCGGCUUCUCUCACAGCGAUUUCAGCUUCUUCAUGUCCCAUAAGUUUAAUGGUGGGCCCUACUGAUGCCAUCUUGCUGGUGAAAUGCUAAGCCUAGCAAUGGAGUCUUGUCAUCGUAUGAAAACAUUUCUGCUGUAAAACAUGCUCUAUCUCUCUAUCUCUGACUUUGGUGCUGUCUUUGGCUUCUGCUGUUCUUUACUUUUGAGGAUUAUUUUUCUUUAAAUUUGUCAAGAGGAUGAUUUUACUUGCUAGUAUUUUGGGUCAACAAAACUAAAGGCUCUAUUUUAUAAG